CUCGGCCAGGGGGCUGUCCGUCGCCGAGUGUAAACAAGGCGCUGAUUGGCUGUCGUCCAGUCCGCACUGGGCCGCCCGAAAAAAGCAAUUACUGGCUCCGCGGUUUCAAGGCCGCCCCGGGCCGCUCGAUGAAAGGAGAUAAGCCGGGGACCGUUUCCAGGUUCCCCGCGGGCCGACCCCGGCAGCCCGGGAGCCGCGGCGCGGCCGAGAGCCCGCGGAUCAAAGGCGUCGGCGGGGAGAGGGGGCGCGGGCGGCCGGCGCUGACCUGGGGCGGGGGCCCCGGCCGCCGGCGGGGACUCCGGGGUUUCCCGCCCGCCGGGAGGGGAGCGCGGGGUGCGCAGGAACCUUUGUACGAGAGGGGGACUGCAUGGAGAGCGCGCCCGGGACCCCCAGCGCCUCCGAGCCCCCGCCCGUGCGCUCCAGCGCGGCGCCCGGACCGGCCUGCAGGCCGCGGCGAGCGGGCGCCCGCGCAUUCGUCGUCCCCGCCGCCCGGCGCUGCGCGUGUUUCUAAUUUCAGAGGAACGCGGCGCGGGGAGCUGCGGACCCGCUCUCCGCGGGCGGAGGACCCGGGCGGGGCGGCGACUUCCGGCCGCGUUCCCAGCCGAGAGGGCUCCGUGGUGGGGCUGGGUCCGCGGACACUCCGGGAGCAGCCCGGGGGCGCGAGCCGGCGGGAGCCGAGCGCAGGCCGUGCCCAGGGCAGCAGACAAGCGGGCGCCGCCCGCGCCGGGCAGGCCCCCUGCACCUCGCCCCGCCUGUGCGCGGGGCUCACGCGGGAGUCACAGGUGCGUGGCCGCGCGCACACAAAGCCUCGGAGGAGACUCCAGACCGCCUUCCCGCUCGCAGCCCGGACGCCCCUGCACCCCCAAGCCUCUCCCAGCCCUGGAGCCCCCUCGGCCGCUCCUGGGCACAGCAGCGCGGCCCUGGCCACCGGGAAAUCGUCAAGUAAAUAAUCGCAUUUUAAUAGGAGGCAGUGGGGGCCUUCCCCGAAAUCCAGCCGCGCUGGGAGCCGGCCCCCGCCAUUGUUCCCUGGGCCAUUAGUCAAAGGGCAAAUUAGAAACAAUUUCUUGAAGACAAAACCUGCGUCUUACUUCUUCCCACCAGGGGUACAGAGGGGUAAUGGGUGCUGAGGCUGGGGGCACGGGUGGCCAGUGGGCUGCGGCCUGCCUGGGAACUGAGCCGUCCGGGGCACCUGGGACCCAGGUCCACGGGAGGGAGGGGGUGCCCCAGCCCGAGGGAGGGGUUCUAGGUCCCAGGAGCCACCCGCUGCAGGAGCUUGGGGGUGGGGGGAGCAGGUCCGCCCCCACCCCAGCCUGGGGGCUAGGGCCAUAGAAAGCCCUGGCCCUGGCCGAGCAGUGCCCAGCGUCGCUCCCCGGGCUGACCAGCUCAUCCUGGACGGGACUGUAGACCGCCCCUGCCCCAGCCGGGCUGUGGCUGGAUGGAAAAGCCCCCAGGACCCUCAGAGGUGGAGAGGCCCUUGUCCUCUGCUGGUCUGCUUUGGUCACACAGCGCCCUAGGGAGGCCCCGUGCCCCGGGGAUCCCCCUCCCCCGGCACUCCCCAGGGGUGGGGGGCAUGGGCGGGCCUGCAGGACAGGCCGUGCGGACCUGGCUGGUAGUAGGCUGAGCCGGGAGCCUUUGAAGUUGGACACACAGCUUCCCGGCCGCGCCCUCGUGGAGUGGAGUUUGUGUUGCUGGUUUCGUCCAACCAGGUCAGCCCAGCCCCCUCCCGCUCGCCUGCUUGUUAAACGCGGAGGCAUAAUUUGUGGCUAAAUAUAAGGCCGCAUGUUCACAGGAGCGCCUGACCAGGGCGCCCCUCGCAGGGUAGCGGCAGGGCCGUCUGGGUUCACUUGAAGCGGCUGACAUAAAGGGCAGAAGGCCCCCCCCCCCAGCCCGGCCCCUGGAUUAGUGACGUGUGACCGGCCCGGUGGCCGGGGCCAAAGGAGGUGGAAAUGCCCAAGACCCCAGGGCUGCGCAAGGAUUUCCCCCACCGCGCCCCAUGUCCUGUCCCUGGGGAGACCCCCACGGUCCCGGGGCGGCCCCUGCCCCACCAUCAGCAGUGGGUCCUGCCGGGUCUGGGGGUGGGGCCCGGGGUUGGCCUUGGGGUCUGCCUGACGGAGGAGCUGGUCCCUCGCCAGGGGCUCCCUCGAGACAGCCUCCCCACCGGCCCAGUUAGCAAGUGCAGGGCCACCUGCCUCUGCCCCUGCCGGACCAGGCCCGGCUGUGGAGGAAGCGUCUGGCGGGGGUGGGGGUGGCUGGUCCCAUGCGGAAUGCGGGAGAGGAGCCCAGGGGCUCGUGCGGCCCUGCACUGGCCUCCCGGUGCCUGGUGCCUGCUGAGCAGAACGGAAGACGGGACACACAGACCACCUCCUCCCCAUCCCCCUCCCCCUCCUCCACUUCCUUCCCCUCCCCCCUCCUCUUCCUCGGCAUUUCCGGGGACUGCAGUUCUUGGCCUGGUUACCUCCAGCACUUAGGGACCAAAAAUAAACCAUCCAGGGAGCGCGGCGGGCGGGGCCCACCUGACCCCUGAGUGCAGCGGGGGCCGACCACCUGACCCCCGAGUGCCGGCCGCCCGCCCGCCCCUGCGUCUGGUGAGCAGGGCAGCUGCCCCAUUAAAUGAGAAAUUGUCCAGCAGGUCUGGCUUGUUCCUGGCCUACACGGACGCAUGCACCCCGACUCACGGUGCAGCCGUCCCAGCCGGGCGGGGAAGGGCCCCCGAGGGCGGCGGCCAGGACCCCCGCGCCCCCGCGUCGUCCCCAGCCCGCGCUCCAGCCGCCGGCGCGGACCUAGGGUUUCCUUUCUCGGGAACUGUUUGCUCUGCCUCUUUUUUUUUUUUUUUUUAAAUAGGACUUUUCCGUGGAAGCAGCCUCGUGGGGGGAACGUAGGAAAAGCCGCCCGAGCCCCUGGGUGGGAGCCGGGAACAAAGGCCCGGCCGGGGCGCGGACGGGACCCGCGUCCGGAGAAUGCGCAGCCCACCUGCCCGCCCGGGGCGCCCGCACCGCGAAAUCAGGGCCCGGGGAAGCGCCCGGCUCCGCCACAACGGGGCCCGGUGACGUUAAACAAAACCGAUGGAGGCCAGCGAGGCCGAGCCUCCUUCCCCGCGCCGCGGCUCCCCGCGCCUGCUGACCCCGAACACGGCGCCGCCUGCCCUGUGCCGGUGUCCGCUCGGCGGGGUGGGUGGGCGCUGCACCGCGGCCACCCCGGCCUGGCUCCUGCGGCCCGGCCGAGCGCAGGGCGGGCUUUCUGCAGGUGGGGCCCGGGGCUGCUGGGUGUGGGGACCUGUUGGGAGGAGCCCCUGGCCGGCUCCGCGCCCCUGCUGGGGGGCCAACACAGCGUGUCAGACCCUCGUUCUCACCCAGGGUCUGGGGGCUCGGGUCACGCCCGGGGCGGAGGUGCCCGGGCGGCCUCCAGGCGCGGCUCCUGGAGGCUGCGGCCCGUGGACGAGAGGCCGGCAGGGCUCUGACCCUCGGGCUCGGGUUCAACAACCGGCGCUCACGCGGGCUGCUGUCCGCGCCACUCCGAGGUCCGCCCCGCCCCCCUCCCCCGCCCCGCAGGCCCCCUGGGCGGGGCUGGGGGCUCCCGGGACGUCUGACCCGGUGCCUGUGAUGUCAGGCUAGAGGAGCGGACACAGCUGGGGAGGCAGAGAAUGGGGUCCUUGUGCCACUGUCAUCGGCCCCGGGCUUCCGUGAACACGGCUUUGUCCGCACCCACACCCCGUGGUGGCCACGGGACGGGGGCCUCAGAACAAGAGCCGCUUUGGGGCCUGGGUUAACCCCUGAGUGGGUGCUGUGUGUGUGCCUGGCGCCUGGGGGCAGGCGGGGGAGGGGUGGCCUUGCUUUGGAGUCCGGGUCUGAGGCGGCUGUGUGAGCCCCACUUUUGUACCGGAAUAGCGGGGGGGGGGGGGGCUGCUGGCAGACACGGUGGCCCCCACCCCAUUCUGCCCCUCCCGCGCCGGGCCCAGCUGACCACACAGUCCGACCUGGUCUGGCUUCUGCUUGCACUGGGCGUCCAUCGAGUUUGUCUAACCGAGGAGGUCCCCCCUACUGGGGAGACCCCAGGCCCCGAGUGGAGGAGGAGGUGAGGCUGGGGGCACGGAGGGACCCCCUCAGCCAUCACGGGCGCUUCCUGGGGCGGGGACCGGGCAGGAAGGGGUCCUCGUGCACUGCCUGUGGGCAGUGGGUGGCAGCGCCUGGUCCAGACCCUCCUGCGCCCGGGGAAGACCAGCUGGGCCGGGCACAAGGGCCGGGGUCCUUGGCCGUGUUUCUGUGCUCAGAGCCCCUUCUGCAGAGCGCGCACUGUGUCAUCAGAUAUGAGACAAAGCACCCAGGAAACACCACCCUCGCCGUGUCCCGGCCUGCAGGCAGCGGCUGUGUCGGGGGUCCUGUCCCUCCCUGCCCACGGGCCCCGCAGUGGUCUCUGAUGGCCCUGGGCUGCCGCCCAUGCCGUACAGACCCCUGUGGCUCCCCACGUGCCCAGGCCGUGAGUGGCUGCACCCCUGCUGCGCGGGGCACCUGGCCAAGGGAGGUGUGGGGUGCAGGGCCUCUUGCCAUCCCGGCUGCCUGGCUUUGAGCCAGCCGCCUGACCCUCAGCGCUGCGGCACCCCUGCCCUGGGCUGAGCCCUGAGGACUUCAAGCGGAGGGCCUGGUGACAGCUGCGCUCCAGGGGUCACACGGGCCGAGGUGGCCUGGAGCCUCAGGCCCCUGGGGGCUGGUCACCUGCUCUCUGGACCAGUAGCAAGAGCUGGGCACUGAGAGCCCCCAGGUGCAGCAGGAAGCCCCGGCAGUCGCCGCUGGGCCACCUGGGCAGCAGGAAGCCGAGCCGCCGAGGGCCCAGCUGCCCGGCCCCAGAACCUGGAGAGAGGCGGGGUUUGGGCCCUGAUGGGCAGAGCCUCCAUCAGUGGCCCUGGGGACCCUGCAGAGCGCUGGGCCCUCGCAGCCCCACCCACCCCCACCUCACAGACCCCACUGCCCUGCCAGCGUGGCCCUGCAGGCUCCCGCCCCUGGAAGGCCUCUCAGGAGGGGUGCCUGGGAGAGAACAGGGUGGGGGACAGGCGGACGACCCUCUGUGAAUAAAACCCAAGGUCCAGAGGUCAGAGAUUUGGGGUGGAAACUCAGACCGAAGGCUGGGUCCCUGUGCCACCUGCCAGCCACGUGGGGACCGGAGGCUGGCCCUGCACCCUUCCCCCCCCACACAGCUCCUCACAGCACCCAGGCCCCAGGGACAGCUGCACAGGGGGCCCAGGCCGGGGACCUCCCCACCUCCACAGGCAAACGCUUCCCGACCCAGGAGCCACAGGGAUCGAGACCAGGCUUCCUCCGCGAGCCGCCCACGUCUGGGUGGUACCCUCCGUCCCGCCUCUGCCCAGCUCUGCCCGAGACCUUGGGGCUGCCCUGCAGUGGGUUGAAUGGCGCCUCCACAGCUCCGUCUACGGGGACCCCAUGACUGUGACCCUCCCUGCAAAGGGAGCUCGGCAGGUGCCACCGAGGCCGUCCGUGACAAGUGUCCUCCUGAGGACAGACCCUGCAAUGGGGCCACAGGCGGGAACACCCACGCCACCCGGGACGCUGACCGCCAGCUUCCCCUCCGUCCCGGCCCCUCCCCUGCCCCCUCAGAUCCCGGCGUCGCCCCACGGUGUUUCCUGUCCCGGCCCGGCCAGACCAGGGUCCCAGAGGGGCUCCUUCCCAGAUGUCCUCUCUGUCGCCCGCUGCUCUGCCCCAGCCCCCAGCCAGGCAAACCUGGAACCUGGGCGGACCCUGAGGGGGGCCGGGCUGCAGGACCGUGGCCGAGCUGGCCGCGUGGUGCUCUUUGUUGCCAGGUGUGCGGGGGAGGAGGUGAGGACGCACCUGCCCGCCUCACUUCUGGCCUUCCGAGGAGACCGGGAGGUUUCCAGCCCCAGAGGAGGCCAGGCCGGGGCCACAUGAGGACGGAGCAGCUGCGAAGAUGGCCAGGCCCAGCCGAGCAGGACAGCGAGGGGCAGGGGAGGCGACAGCCUUGGAGCCGGCAGAGGCAGCCCCGCAGGCCUGGGGUGUGGAGUCCGGGGGCUCGGUGUCUUGUCCCUGGGAGACUGGCCACCCCAGGGGUCAGGGCCGGGUGGCAGGUGGGAGGGUUCCUCUGCCCUGGGGACGCGCGGUGCUGGGCUGAGGUCCUUGCCCACCUUUCCUGCUGCUGUCCCCCACCCUGGCCCCAGCUUCCUUUCUAUAGCUCGGGCUGCAGGAGUCCAGCUGGGGCCUGGCGGGGAGGGCGGGGGAUGCUGGGCAGCCACGGGAGCAGAAAGCCGAGACCUCCCUGGGUGACCGGUGAGGCCGCGGCCGUCAGAUGCUGCGAGACGGGGAGAUACAGACGGGCACCAGGCCUGUGGCUAGGCCCUAUCCAGGGCCCCCUGGAGCGCCCCGGCCAGCCCCUGGGGUCCCCUGUCUUGACACCUGCCGGCACGUUCUGCAAGGGGGAAGCGGGGAGCCCCUGGUUCGAAGACUGCGAAGGAUUUAAGGGCCGGACUCGGGCACUGCGGGUGUGUGUGCGCAUCCGUGUGCACACGUAUGUUCUCCCAAGCACCUGCUCUGCCCGCGGGCUCCCCUCAGCUCGGGUCUCGGGGCGUUGCCUUCUCAGUUAAGGUGCCAACACCUGUGCCGUGCACCGCGCCGGGAGCUGUGUGAUCCAGCCGCGCAGGUCCCCCCGCCCGCCCCGCGCCCUUCCUGUCUUCCUCCUGAUUUUUAUUUAUUUAUAACAAAUAAAGAGAGAGACGCAGCUUC
Messenger RNA from Oryctolagus cuniculus (rabbit), 6743 nucleotides. NCBI's taxonomy places the organism in Eukaryota, Metazoa, Chordata, Mammalia, Lagomorpha, Leporidae. The record is from RefSeq and is a predicted model, not a curated record.